UCUCUCUCUAUCUUCUUUCCCAAUUUCUGCAAUUCUGAAGAAGCUAAAGGUCUCAAUCUCAGUCAAAAAAAAAAACAAAGGUCUCGCCUUUAUCAAACUAUCUCACUAACUAGAAAAAGAAAGGGAAGAGAGGGAUAAAGGAUUGGAGGAAGAAGAUGUUGUUUCAGGUGGGAGGUGAAGGCACACGCCCCACCUUCUUUGAGAUGGCUGCAGCUCAGCAACUUCCGGCUAGCCUUCGCGCCGCUCUCACUUAUUCCCUCGGCGUUUUUGCUUUGAGACGAUCGUUCCUCCAUAAGAUUUUAGACUACGAGGAUGAAUUCUUUGCUGCUCUGAUGCUUAUUCUUGAAGGACACAGCUUACGAACCACAGAUGCUUCGUUUGCUGAAUCAUUGUAUGGUUUGAGGAGGAAAUCAGCGAGAUUGAGAUUGAGGAAAGAUAGUGCCAGGAAGGAUUCUAGCGAAGAAGUUCAACAUUCCGGUUUAGAGAAGCGUCAAAGAAUCCUUUCUGUUGUGUUUCUGGUUGUGUUACCGUACUUCAAGUCUAAGUUGCAUGCAAUCUAUAACAAAGAAAGGGAAGCGAGGCUCAGGGAAAGUUUAUGGGGAACUGAGGAUCAAGGAUUUGAUGAAACUGACUUCUUCACAGGGGAAGAAUCAAUUGUUACAAGAGAGCCUAGUGGGAAUGAAGAGCUUUCUGUUCGAGUACAAUUAGCUACCAAAAUAAAAAAGUUUAUAGCUGUCUGUUAUCCUUGGAUACAUGCAUCAAGUGAAGGAUUGUCGUUCACUUACCAGCUCUUAUAUCUACUGGAUGCUACGGGAUUUUAUUCUCUUGGACUACAAGCUCUUGGGAUUCAAGUUUGUCGAGCUACAGGGCAAGAACUGAUGGACACAUCGUCAAGAAUUUCAAAGAUACGGAAUCAUGAGCGUGACAGGCUUCGUGGUCCUCCUUGGUUAAAAACAGUGCAACGGGCACUUCUUAGCUGCUCAUAUGCAGUGCUUGACUACGCCCAAACCGGUCUGAUUGCAGCAGUUUUUAUCUUCAAAAUGAUGGAAUGGUGGUAUCAAUCAGCUGAAGAGAGAUUAUCAGCUCCAACAGUGUACCCUCCACCUCCACCUCCUCCAGCCCCAACGAUGGCCAAAGAAGGAAUCCCUCUACCUCCCAACAGAUCCCUCUGCGCGUUGUGCUUGCAAAAACGUGCAAACCCAUCAGUUGUCACGGUCUCUGGAUUUGUUUUCUGCUACUCAUGCGUAUUUAAGUAUGUUACAAAGUACAAGCGAUGUCCGGUUACAUUGAUUCCGGCCAGCGUGGAUCAGAUUAGGAGGCUGUUUCAUGACACUUAAGACCCAUCUAUUUAAUGGUUUUAAGCCAAAUUGUGAGAGUUACGUCACCGUUCUCUGCAGCAAUUUAGAGUUUUAACCGGAUGAGUUCAAAGACCGCCAUAUAUAUAUAUAUAUGGAGAAAGCUUUCAUGUAGAGCUCAUCUAGUCUGGGAUCAAGUGCUUGUUGGAUUGAAAACAAGCUGUGUUAAUUCUAAUCAAAGCUGAAUUUGGUGAAGACUAAGAAGGCAGAGAAAUGGUUGUUUUUUCUUAGUUUCAGUUUCAAAAUUGUUGUAUAUUGUUGCACUAUGGGGAAGGAUAAAUUAAAUUUAUACUGAUCAAUUUAAAAAUAAAAAGAAUGGAGGAAAUGAUUGGAGUUCAAACUUUCAUGGCUCCAAACUUUCAAACU
Messenger RNA from Camelina sativa (false flax), 1721 nucleotides. Its product is annotated as peroxisome biogenesis protein 12. The record is from RefSeq and is a predicted model, not a curated record. Gene Ontology annotation, biological process: protein monoubiquitination; protein import into peroxisome matrix. Gene Ontology annotation, cellular component: peroxisomal importomer complex; peroxisomal membrane. Gene Ontology annotation, molecular function: zinc ion binding; ubiquitin-protein transferase activity; protein binding. Lineage: Eukaryota; Viridiplantae; Streptophyta; Magnoliopsida; Brassicales; Brassicaceae.